Prorocentrum cordatum is the source of this 875-nucleotide messenger RNA. The record is from the annotation of a GenBank genome assembly. NCBI's taxonomy places the organism in Eukaryota, Dinophyceae, Prorocentrales, Prorocentraceae.
AUGGUGUGGGCGUCGACCGCCCAGGCUUGCCGCGCGCCUCAGCACGCGGGCGGCCCCGCGCUUUCGCCGCCAGGUCGCACCCCGGGCGCCUCCGGCGCCGCCGCGGUCCCCCGGGACGCGGGCGUCGCGUCGUGCGGCGACGACGGGGGUCACCGCGCGUGCAGUCCGCGGCGCCGCCUCGCGGAGGAGGACCCCGAGAACCAGCGCCUCCGGGCGGAGCUCGCGGAGGUGCGGGCCGACCGCGACCUCUGGCGCGCGCGCGCCGAGGCGGCUGAGGGGGCGUCCCCCGCCGGGGCCGCCGGCGCGGGCUGCUCCGAGAGCCGCCUGAGGUCCGUCAUGACGAGCCACGGCUCCACGACGGCGGAGCUGAGGGAAGCCAUCAAGGCGACCCAGGCGCUCCUGGACCAGGCCGGGCGGGAGCUCGCGGCGAAGCAGCUCCGGGAGCGACGGGCCGCCUUCGAGCAGCUCCACCAGGCGAUGGACAAGGAGGACGAGGCCGCUUUGGAGGCCGCGCUGGUCGCUGCGCGGGCCGCGGAGGUGGAGUCGGUCGACAUCGAGAAGGCGGAGGCCAAGUUCGAGGCCCUGAGGAGCAUGACUGACGAGGAGAGCGUCAGGCGAAGCACCGGCGCGCCCUGGCGGCCAGGAGGAGGAAGGAGGCCGAGGUCCUCAUCAAGAAGGACGACGAGCCUGCGCUCCGGGCGCUGCUGGACGCGCUGCCGGAGGAGGUGCCCGGCGUGCGCUGGCAGGACUGGCGGGACUACGCCGGCCGCACCAUGCUCAAGUGCGCCAAGGAGCUGCGCGCCGUCCGCGUGCAGCGCCACCUGGAGGAGUCGCCUGGGACUGGCGCCGACGGAGGACCAGCGGCACUUCAAGAG